GGCGAUGUGUUGCUUUUUGCUUUGCUGAUGGUUUGCUGUUUUGUAUCCGAACGAUCCGAAUCCGUUCGCUGUUUACCCAUCCGCAGUUGGCAGGCAAAUAAAGCAGACGAAAAGAACGUAAACUACUUUUGGUCGGUAAUAAUCGUAAUAAUAAUAAUAUUGGUCCGGUCCGAUUAGUGACUGCAAGUUCUUCCUAGUCUCAGAUCGUAAGUGACUCACAAAAGUGUAUCUAGGUAUCCGGUUACAGAAAGUAAAUCACUAUUUAAAUCAUGCAGAACGUAAUCAAUUCGGUCAAAGGAACCGCUCUUGGAGUCGCGGAAUAUCUAACGCCAAUUUUGAAGGAAUCUAAGUUUCGAGAAACGGGUGUACUGACACCGGAAGAAUUCGUAGCAGCCGGAGACCACCUAACGCACCAUUGUCCCACUUGGUCUUGGGCGGUCGGCGAUGAGUCUAGGGUUAAGUCCUAUUUGCCCAAAGAUAAACAAUUCCUUAUAACUCGCAAUGUGCCAUGUUACCGACGUUGCAAGCAAAUGGAGUAUGUCGGAGAGGAAACACUGGUGGAGGAGAGUGAUCAGGAUGGUGGAUGGGUGGAAACACAUCAUUUCAAUCCGGACGGUGCCAGUGGAUCUGGUCUGGAAGACAAAGUGUGCGAAAUGACCCUAGAGGGAGGCAAAAUGGACGAUGACGUAGCCGCCGAUAUGGAUGAUCCGAAUAAUCUGGAAGACGGGGAUGGGAAUGAUGAAGAUGAUGAUGAUGGUGCAGCUAUCGAUAUGGACGAAUUCGAAGAAAGUGGUAUGCUGGAUCAGGUGGAUCCGUCACUAGCUACCGUUGCUCCCGUCGAAAAUAUACCCAAGAAGACUUCGGAAACAGAUGGAGACUCGGUAGUCCAUACCCGAACCUAUGAUCUGCAUAUCACAUACGACAAAUACUAUCAGACUCCGCGACUGUGGGUCGUCGGAUACGACGAAAAUCGGAAGCCGCUUACCGUGGAGCAGAUGUACGAGGAUGUUAGUCAGGAUCACGCCAAAAAGACUGUUACGAUGGAGACUCAUCCACAUCUGCCGGGACCUAACAUGGCUUCGGUUCACCCCUGCAAGCAUGCGGAUAUUAUGAAAAAGAUCAUCCAAACCGUGGAGGAAGGCGGCGGUGAACUAGGAGUGCAUAUGUAUCUGAUUAUCUUUUUGAAAUUCGUUCAGACGGUGAUACCAACAAUCGAAUAUGAUUUUACGCAGAAUUUCAACAUUACAAAUAAGUAAGAAGCUACCCUCCAUUUAUAUGCAAAAGCCACACGAUAUUAAUUGGGAGAUAACGAACAAUAUAAAUUACUGUCCCUAUGCGAAUUUCCAUUCGACCAGUCACUCGCACCUCUGCAUUUGUAUUAGAUAUGACGUGUUUUGGCUUGGAUUAUACAUAGCAAUAUCAACAUACACCAUACUGCGAAUGCUUCAGCUAAACGGGCUUCAAAUUGUUAACACGUGAACUAUAACAUCACAGUAAUGAAAAUCCCACGAAUAUUACGGUCAGCAUUCAUCUGAUGGAUGUUACCGGAACGUAUAAUACAGGCGAAGGCGAAUUGAAGAAAAGUAAAGAAUCGGUUACACCCGUUACACCACCUUUAGGAUGGAUGCAUGCAAAUGAUGAAAAUUGUUAGUUAUGGAAAAAUAUUCAGAGCGAAAUAAAAUGGUAUUUUAAUAUUGCAGCUUUAACAA
Molecule: messenger RNA, 1709 nt
Organism: Armigeres subalbatus
Lineage: Eukaryota; Metazoa; Arthropoda; Insecta; Diptera; Culicidae
Gene: Atg3
Product: ubiquitin-like-conjugating enzyme ATG3
Exons: 6
Coding region: 270-1256 (328 amino acids)
Biological process (GO): nucleophagy; autophagosome assembly; autophagy of mitochondrion
Cellular component (GO): phagophore assembly site; cytosol
Molecular function (GO): Atg8-family ligase activity
Source: RefSeq, a predicted model, not a curated record